Messenger RNA from Penaeus vannamei (Pacific white shrimp), 772 nucleotides. The record is from RefSeq and is a predicted model, not a curated record. Lineage: Eukaryota; Metazoa; Arthropoda; Malacostraca; Decapoda; Penaeidae.
GAUCCAGUUUGUUUUGGUUCCUCCUCACACGUGCUUUUACCUCUGGCGAUUUUUAUUUGAGAAAAGGGGAAAUUGAGACGUUUAUGUGUCCGUGAGCUGAACAGCAACAAAGAGCAUAGCAUCAUGGGAAAAGUGAGAAGAGUUCGACAGAAGUAUCACUCCAGCCUCUCCAAGAAUACUCCAAAUGCAACAGAAAAUAAGGAUAUGGGCACAGAUGCUCCAAGGCUGGUUCCCAUUGUGAAGACAAAAACAGAUCAGACUGGAAAAUCAAGUGGGAACAUAUUUGCUGGCUUAGAGAUCAAUUUAGGGGGAGCCAAAAAGACUGCUCCUAAGACAGAUGAGGUGAUGGACACCACAGUCUCAGAUUCUGCAGACCAAAGGAACAAAGGCAAGAGGAUCAAGAAGGGGAGGAUAAAACAGCGUCAUCAGGACCUAAUGAAAAAAAUUGAUGCCAUCCAGGCAGGCAAACAGGCAGAGAAAGAGCGCAAGAAACGCGAAAAGACGAAAGUAGUAGGUGACUUGCAUCCCAUGCUAAAUGCGCUGCCAACAUUGGAGGAACUGAAUCGCAAAUGCCAGCAAGCAGCAGACGAGUACAAAGAAGGGAACAGGUUUAAAGAAACAAAAGGAAGCUAAAAAAGAAUUCAUGAGCGACAUACAGAUGAUGUUAGCUGUUCAUAAGGACAAGAUAUAUAAUGAUGACCCAUUUGAGGCUGUCACCACGGCAGUCAGAAAUCGAGUCUUGAAUGAUCAAGAAGGACAGUAAUAAAACAUA